Messenger RNA from Colletotrichum orchidophilum, 414 nucleotides. RefSeq lists its product as uncharacterized. The coding region runs from base 1 to 414 and encodes 137 amino acids. The record is from RefSeq and is a predicted model, not a curated record. The transcript is spliced from 2 exons. Lineage: Eukaryota; Fungi; Ascomycota; Sordariomycetes; Glomerellales; Glomerellaceae.
AUGAAAUUCCUCAACGCUCUUCUCACCUUGUCAGCCUUGGCGAUUAGCAUCGAUGCCCUUCCGGUCUCGGUGACCAAGGAACAGGAUUCCCAGACUGUCCAUGACAUGUCUCUGCACGACACUGGCAUCAAAGAUCGCCAAGCCCAGCCUCCUCAACCUCCUCCAUCGGCUCUGAUCCCCGACGCGACACCUGAGGACGACAUGGACGAGUUUGAGGAAGUCGAAGAAGUUGACGACGUUACGAAACCAGGCGAAGUCGAAGCCGAAGGCAAGAAAAAGAAGAAGAAGAAGAAGAAGAAGGGUAAGAAGGAGAAGAAGCCCGAGAAGGCCGACGCCAAUCCGGCUGCUGGUGCUCAACCUGCCGCGGCUGCCGGCACUCAGCCGGGUCCUGCAGCGGGAGCCUCUCCGGCUUAG